Molecule: messenger RNA, 435 nt
Organism: Eufriesea mexicana
Lineage: Eukaryota; Metazoa; Arthropoda; Insecta; Hymenoptera; Apidae
Product: UPF0669 protein v1g209471-like
Exons: 5
Coding region: 1-435 (144 amino acids)
Source: RefSeq, a predicted model, not a curated record
AUGAAGGUUGUAUUUUUUGUAUCCUGUGUGUUAGCUGAUGAACAUAAGUUAUUACAUUAUGCAACUGGUGAAGUCGUAGGAGGUUCAUAUAAUUAUUAUAGUUUAGCUGAUGAUUGUGGUAUUAAAAUAGUAUUAAUAUCUGAGACUGGAGAUGCAGAUUUAUAUGUUUCACAAAUAAUAACAAAACCAACUUAUGAACCAGAUCAGUAUUGUUUUCAAUCUGCUACCUGUGCAGAAGAUAUUGUUGUUAUCCCUAAUAGUUCUAAAAGACCAAUUAAUAUAGGUGUUUAUGGACAUCCAUCAUAUGAGAAUAGUAAAUACAUUCUUGUAGUAUUUCAAAUAACAGAAAUUGAUAAUGAUCAGGAACAAGAACCAUUAAUUUCAACAUCCAUUACCUGGUACCUAUUGGAUUUACUAUUCCGCAUAUUAUUUUGA